Populus nigra (black poplar) is the source of this 2460-nucleotide messenger RNA. RefSeq names its product WD repeat-containing protein 26 homolog. The coding region runs from base 488 to 2233 and encodes 581 amino acids. The record is from RefSeq and is a predicted model, not a curated record. Gene Ontology annotation, molecular function: protein binding. The transcript is spliced from 7 exons. Lineage: Eukaryota; Viridiplantae; Streptophyta; Magnoliopsida; Malpighiales; Salicaceae.
ACGUCUCUACAUAACCCCAUUUAGUUUGUUUGCCCCACGCAAAGAGUUAACCAAACCCCCUCCUCUCUCUUUCUCUUCCUUCCCUUCUCUUUAUCCUUCGCUUCUUUCUAUAAUACACAAAGCAAAGGAUAAAUUUGUUCCUUGGCAUUUGGUUUGCCUCAAUGAAGACGCAAGUUCCAGGUUUUAGAUUUCCUAGUCUCUUAAGAAUUUACAAUUAUCGGGUGGAAGUUUCAGCUACCAAACAUCAAAUGUCUGUCUUUAAAUGUGGCGUGUGGAUUGGAUUUUUGAAGUUAAUGGAAGUAUAAUGAAAAGUGAAACAUCAGUGGAGUUCAUUUGAGGUGUUAUUUCUUCCUUCAAGCUUCACAGUUAUUCUAAACUUAUUCUCAAGGAAAAUAUUUAUUGUGAUACAUUGGACGCAUUUUAAAUUAUAUAUUCCUUGGUUGUCUAGCUACAUUUGCUGUAAUAUAUGGGCUGAGGUGCACAUUUCAUGGGAGGUGUAGACGAUGAUGAACCAGCCUUAAAACGCCUGAAAUUAGCCUCCGGAAGGUUGACAGGUCUUUCCAACGGUUCAUCUUUAACAGAGCCCAUAGUUGGAUCUUCUAGGGAUUUGAUGGCUCGUCCCCUACAAUCUGAAGGGGAUGGAGAGGUUCUUGGUUCGAAAGGAGUUAUUAAAAGAGUUGAAUUUGUCAGAAUAAUAGCCAAGGCAUUAUAUUCUCUUGGAUAUAAGAAGAGUUAUGCGCGUUUAGAGGAAGAGUCAGGGAUACCAUUGUAUUCAUCUUCAGUAGAUAUAUUUACACAGCAAAUUCUCGAUGGCAGUUGGGAUGAAAGUGUAGCCACAUUACAUAAAAUUGGUCUAAAGGAUGAAAGCAUUGUCAAGGCAGCAUCUUUUCUGAUAUUGGAGCAGAAGUUUUUUGAACUUUUGGAUGGGGACAAAAUUAUGGAAGCUUUGAAGACCUUGAGGACUGAGAUUACUCCUCUCUCCAUUAACAAUUGUCGAGUUCGGGAGCUUUCCUCCUGCAUUGUAUUUCCUACACAUUGUGAUUCAGAUGGGUCUUCGAAUCAGGGCUAUGGAAGGACAAAGUCUCGGACCAAGCUGCUGGAGGAACUGCAGAAACUGCUUCCCCCAAGAGUUAUAAUACCUGAAAACAGAUUGGAACAUUUAGUUGAACAGGCUCUUACCUUACAAAAAGAUGCUUGCAUCUUUCACAACUUAUUGGAUAAAGAAAUGUCUUUAUACUCGGAUCAUCAGUGUGGAAGAGAUCAGAUUCCUUCUCGAACUUUGCAGAUAUUAGAAGCACAUUCAGAUGAAGUCUGGUUCUUACAAUUUUCACAUAAUGGGAAAUACUUAGCUUCAUCCUCUAGCGAUCAAUCAGCAAUCAUAUGGGAGAUUGAUGUAAAUGGUGGAGUUUCUUUGAAGCAUAGAUUAUCUGGUCACCAAAAACCUGUCUCCUCUGUUUCUUGGAGUCCUGAUGACCAUCAGCUUCUCACUUGUGGGGUGGAGGAGGUUGUCAGGCGCUGGGAUGUUUCUUCUGGUGAAUGCCUUCAGGUUUAUGAGAAAGUGGGCCUUGGCCUGGUGUCAUGUGGAUGGUUUCCAGAUGGAAAAUGGAUAUUUUCUGGCAUCAAUGAUAAGAGCAUCUGCAUGUGGGAAUUGGAUGGGAAAGAGGUAGAAUGUUGGAAAGGGCAGCGAACUCUGAAGAUUUCUGAUUUAGAGAUAACGAGUGAUGGGAAGCAGAUUAUAAGUAUGUGUAGAGGAACUGCACUACUAUUACUUGAUAGAGAAGCUAAAGUUGAGAGAGUGAUUGAAGAGGAUCAAGCAAUAACUUCGUUCUCAUUAUCAAGGGAUAACAGGUUCUUGCUGGUUAAUCUUCUGAACCAGGAAAUUCAUCUUUGGAAUAUAGAUGGUGAUAUCAGGCUUGUUGCCACAUACAAGGGCCAUAAGCGUACUCGGUUUGUUAUUAGAUCGUGUUUUGGGGGACAUGAACAAGCUUUUAUUGCCAGUGGUAGUGAGGACUCUCAGAUAUAUUUGUGGCAUAGAGCCUCAAGAGAGCUUGUAGAGGCAUUGCCAGGUCAUUCGGGAGCAGUUAACUGCGUGAGCUGGAAUCCAGCAAAUCCACACAUGUUAGCAUCUGCUAGUGAUGAUCGUACCAUUCGAAUAUGGGGUGUAAAUGCCUUGCAGGUGAAGCACAAGAGUGCUCACUGCAAUGGCAUCCACUACUGCAAUGGAGGGAGUUGAAAGAUACCCAAGCAUGAUAUUUUCAGAUAAAUACUCAUUUUCCUUGACCAUUGCUUUCAUGUAUAUACUUUAAUUUGUUUCCAGCAGAUAUUCAUGUCAAACAAGCAUUGGAUGAUUUCUUUCCUUAAUUAUUAAAAGGCUAAGAAAAUAAUAAUGUUGUUGACGCAUUUAUUUAUAUGAUGGGGUGAUGUUAUUAUAGUUACAGAUUAGACGGAGUAUUGAUUCCA